Hemicordylus capensis (graceful crag lizard) is the source of this 1853-nucleotide messenger RNA. RefSeq names its product CCAAT enhancer binding protein delta (gene CEBPD). Gene Ontology annotation, molecular function: RNA polymerase II cis-regulatory region sequence-specific DNA binding; DNA-binding transcription factor activity, RNA polymerase II-specific. Lineage: Eukaryota; Metazoa; Chordata; Lepidosauria; Squamata; Cordylidae. The record is from RefSeq and is a predicted model, not a curated record. Gene Ontology annotation, biological process: regulation of transcription by RNA polymerase II; regulation of cell differentiation; DNA-templated transcription. The transcript has a single exon. The coding region runs from base 313 to 1260 and encodes 315 amino acids.
AGAUAUAAAGGGGCCGAGGGGGCACCUCGCGGCCAGGUUUUCCCUCCUUCCCCGCGCGCGCGCUCUGCUUGAGACCGGAGCUGCCAAGCAGCCCAAGUCCAGCAGCGUGACUGACUAACUGUCCUAAAACGAGGAGACUUUGCGGGGGAGGGACAGCGAGUGGAGACCGACAGAAGCGAAGGCUGGCCAAGUGAGGCGACCCACCGGCGCACUUCACCUGCGAGCGGGGAGAAGGGGGUGUAUUUGGCUUUACCUGCCCCUGCCGUCGGCCUCUGAAGUCCUCGACUCACCUCGCAGACCCGAGACCCUCCAAUGAGCGCCGCCACCCUGGACAGCCUGGACUCGCUGUCUUGCUACAGAAACUGGCCCCUGGAGCCCGCCAAUUUCUACGAGACCAGGGUGGUUGAAGGCGGCGGCGCGUUGAGUCCCUCGUGCAAAGCGGGCAGCAUGAGCGCCGCCGUCGAGGAGCCUGGCGUGAUGGCGCCCGGCAGCCGUGACCUGGCGGAGCUGAGUGCCGCCGCGCCGGCCAUGUACGAGGACGAGAGUGCCAUCGACUUCAGCUCCUACAUCGACUCCAUGGCGGCAGUGCCCAACUUGGAGCUGUGCAACGACGAGCUGUUCGCUGACCUCUUCAACAGCAACCACAAGGGCGGCGAGCGCGGCAGCGGCGCCUACGGAGAGUACCUGCCUCCGCCUCCUGCUGCGUCGCACCACGCGGCGGCUGGGGGCAGUGCCUUAGCCAGCCUGCUGCACGCCAGUGUGCCUCCCGGCCCGCUCCGAGGCGCCGUCAAGCAGGAGCCCGACUGGGGCGACGAGGCGUCAGGCUCAGCCUCGCUGCUGCCCUCGCAGAUCGCCACCUGCGCCCAGACCAUCGUCAACCUGAGCGGGCAGCCCACGCCGCCCACCUCCCCAGAGCCGCCAGGCAGCGCCUCGCCGUCCAGCUAUAGCAGCCGCUCUUCCGCGUCGUCGUCGUCGUCGGGAGGCAAGGAGCGGGUGGCCAAGAAGUGCGUGGACAGGUUCAGCCCGGAGUACCGGCAGCGGCGGGAGCGCAAUAACAUCGCUGUGCGCAAGAGCCGCGACAAAGCCAAGCGCCGCAACCAGGAGAUGCAGCAGAAGCUGGUGGAGCUGUCCGCCGAGAACGACAGGCUGCACAAGAAGAUCGAGCAGCUCAGCCGGGACUUAACCAGCCUCCGACACUUCUUCAAACAGCUGCCCAGCGCCUCUUUCCUGCAGCCCCCCUCGGCUACGGACUGCCGGUAACGGGCUGCGGGAGGAGCCACGGCUGACUUUGCAAGAGUAGACUUUGAACUUUUUCCAGAAUACCUCAGAGAGCCGCACAAAGUAGCGGGGGCAGCGUGGACGGGGUGGGAAGGGGGGACUCUGUGGGAAGAGGAGCCCGGCUGUAGAGGACACUGCUGCGCCCGCAGGUGUGCCGAGAGGAAGGGCGCUCUUCGCUCUCGUCUUUCCUCUCAAGGAAGGAGAAAGCUAGCUGGGAAGGCUAGAAACAAACGCGGCGCGAGUGAAAAGGUGCUGGCUUUCACGUUUCUUCUGAAUGGGUUAAGCCUGGGUCUUUGACCAUAAAACUUGCCCCCCCCCCACAAAAAAAAGUGAAAGAAAGAAAGAAAAGCUAAACGUCUCUUUUUCUUAAAUUAUUUUUGUAAUGAUAGGUUUUUUGGGUUGGUUUUUUUUUACACUUUACUCAUAUUGAUGCAGCUACGGUACUUUGUAAGAAAAAUCAUUUUCAAAACACUUUUUAUUGUAAACAGCAAGAGAAAAAUAGACUGAGCAUGCUCAAAACUUUUAUAUAAAUUUUUACAGUAUUUCUAAAAAUAAAAAAAAACAUUUGAAAUGUA